Molecule: messenger RNA, 1209 nt
Organism: Cinclus cinclus
Lineage: Eukaryota; Metazoa; Chordata; Aves; Passeriformes; Cinclidae
Gene: TEKT1
Product: tektin 1
Exons: 7
Coding region: 1-1209 (402 amino acids)
Biological process (GO): cilium movement involved in cell motility; cilium assembly
Cellular component (GO): microtubule cytoskeleton; nucleus
Source: RefSeq, a predicted model, not a curated record
AUGGCUAGAUUGCUGCAAGAUCCAUCUAAACUUCAUCCCUCAGAAUGGUACACUGCGAACAAUAUGCAGCGUGCCAGUACAGAGUCCCAAAAAUCCAGGUCAGAAUGCAUGACAGCUGAGAGUUGGAGGCUGGUGAAUGAAAUAGAAAAGACAACUCAAAAAACCCAAAGUGAUGUCAACAAGAAAUUAGAACAGAGACGGGAAGAAAUAAAAUUCUGGAAGCAAGAAUUAGAUAACAAGCUGGAACAAAUUGUUCAUGAGACAGAGAUACUGUUGACUUUCAAGAACAGGCUGGAGAGAGCUUUGGAGGGCUGCAAAGAGCCCCUUCUCAUUGCUCAAAAGUGUCUCCUAUACAGGCAGAGGCGAGUUGGGAUUGACUUGGUGCAUGAUGAAGUGGAACAGGAACUGGUGAAGGAAGCUGAAGUCCUCCAGGGGAUUAUUGCUUUACUUAGACGUACAUUGGAACAAACAAAUGAGCAAAUCAGACAAAACCGUUCAGCAAAAUACAACCUGGACAUGGAUCUGAAGGACAAAUUCACAGCUUUGACAAUUGAUGAUUACUGUGCUAGCUUAACAAAUGACACUCCUUACAUUGCCUAUGCUGAUAAUGCCAUGAAACUAGAAGGAAAUUUUGUUAGCCCUGAGGACUGGAUAGAUUUCUCAAACAUAAAUGUUGAAAAGGCUAACAAGCAGCGAAACAAUUCUUUGGCACUGAAGGCACUUAUUGAUGGCAUCCUCUCACAGACAGCAAAUGACAUGCGCAAGCAAUGUGAGAUGGUGAAUGCCGCUUUUAGAAAUAGGGUGAAGGAAGUCAAAGAUGCCAAGCAAAACCUAGAGACACUUCUUGCAAUGGUGAUGGAUGAGACUGCCUCGCAGGAGAAGAACAUUGCAGCCUUAAAGAAAGCAAUCACUGACAAAGAAGGACCUGUAAAAGUGGCUCAAACUCGCUUGGAAGUGAGAAACCAUCGCCCCAAUGUGGAACUGUGCUAUGACACAGUGCACAGCAGCCUGAUGAGUGAAGUUCAAGAGAUUACCAAAAAUAUUCAAAGAUUAAAGGACGCAUUGGCACAGGCUCAGACAGAGCUGAAAGGCUUGAGCCGCCGACAACUUUCCUUGGAGGAGGAGAUCAAAGUCAAGGAGAAUACACUGUACAUUGAUGAAGUGCUGUGCAUGCAAAUGAGAGAGUCUGUUUGCAUAAACAAUAACUGA